UUCACUGUUUUACUUCAAGCACAACGUCUCAUAAUUCCCAAAUUUCCCACACCAUCUGAAGCAUCCACCCUGUCUGCGCUUUGAUUGACACUUUUUCGGCUUGCGUUAUGCGCGGAUAUCGAGCGGGUUACAGCUGCAAACUGCUUUGAACAGAAGAUAAAACAAGGUCCACGUUUACAGACCCCCUGCCACACCAAUGCAUCAGUGUAAAAAGGUCCAAACAGCCUUGCAACGACCAAGAAAAUGUUAGCACUGAGCUAGCCAGUGCUAGCUGGUGUUGCAGCGGUCAGUGAAUGGCUACGCAGAGACCAGUGCCGACUCCCCACUGAGGCAAGCUGUUUGUGUUUACCAAAACCCAUCACGAUAAGUUACUACUGUGCAGAAAUCAGACUACGUUUUUAGCCUCAAAGUUGUGUGAGAUGACAAUGUCUUUAACGGGAAGACCUUUGACAUGGGGAGUAAAAUGUCCUUCAGCAGAGGAAGCAGUGACCAAAAUCCAGUGUCUGAGUUAACUCCUGCGGCAUCGCAUCCUCACCAUACCAUACAUAACGCUUCGGACUGCAAGCAGAUACCUGAAGAUGAGAGAUGCAGUGAAGAAGACCUGGACUCCAGGUGGAAGGAGGAAAUGAAAAAAACAGAACUGAAUCAUCCUGCAUCUGAAUCCCAAACAUCGGGGAUCGUUGAGUCUGAUGGCCGUGUUAACUUUGAAACAGCAGGUAGAACACGCAACCAACACAGUGACAACAUAUUGCCGCAGGUAGGAAUGGAAGCAAAGUCUCAGAUGGCAUCUGCAAGUGUGUGCAGCUCUACAACGGACCGUCUUGGGCUGCCUGUGGAGAAACACAGGAAACCUGGACGCCCGCGGAAAAUAAAGUCAUCGUUGACUAAAGACAAUAAAUACCCAGAUUCUGCUGGUUUUGAUGCAGUUCAACAUAAGGAGAUCAGCACGACAAUACCUUUGCCAACAUGUUUAGAGAACUACAACAGUAAGGAUGUGUCUAACACUAUAGACGGGGCUCCUCAAUGUGUCGUUGUGCUGCCUAAACGGAAAAGAGGCAGACCACGAAAAACAGAAAUCUCAGCUUAUAACGCUAUGGUUGCUAAGACUGAUGCUGCUAGUUCUUGCGCUUCUUCAGCUAAUGCUUAUAAUGCGAGCGACCGUGCACGAACACUGAGGAGUAAAGCUGAUCAACAUCCUUCGACACAGGAUGGAAAGCCUGAUUGUGAUACCAAGGAAGACCUCGAGCACAAUAGUAACAUAUUGAACUUUCAAGGUUUUAUGAGAAAAAGAGCUGAACAGGCUGAUCAGCGGGUUCCAGCAAAAGUGUCCAUAAUGGAUGUUUCCCAGGAGGCCUGCGCACUGUUGAGCAAUGGCACAGACUGUGGGGAAAGGGCAGAGACAGAUAAGCAGAUGGACAUUAACACAGACAAGCAAGAGGUCAGUACAGACGAGAGGAGCUGCCACCUCUCCCCGCAGUCUGGAGGAGAACAAGAGCAGCAGACAGAGCCUAAAGGUAUUCCUUCAAAGAGUUUGAACGAGGUAGGCCAAACUUUAAGGAACAUGAAAGACAGGGAGGAAUUACAUUCCAAUAUUACAUUUGAAUCACAAAAUAUAGAAGCCUUACAGAAAACAGUAGCCGUAACAUCCUCUCAACCACUAACUACACCUGCAAGCGUGCCCCCUGCUGUUAAAACUGAGAAAAUAGAAAUUGAGCAGGAUAUGUCAAAUAGUCUUGAAUCUUUACAUUACAAUGCCAACACCACACCUGAUGUUCCAAACUCCUAUUUCAGGCGCAGGAGAGGCGGCAAGAGACGGAGGAGAAUAAGUAAUGUUUUGUUGCAGAGAGAAUCGCUGGUCCAGGGCCAAACAGGAAGUGAUGACACUAAGGAGGCCAACUCAGAUAUCAGCUACAUUAUAAAAGGGGGGAAAACUUUGAUGAAAUGUGGUUACUGUGAGCAAACAUUUAAAUUUCACUCUCAGUUUGUCAUCCAUCAACGCAUUCAUACAGGAGAGCGACCUUUCAAAUGCCCUGAAUGUGGAAAAGGUUUUAGCAAAAAUUCUAACUUAAAUCUUCAUCUCAAGACGCACAAUAAGAGCAACAUGUAUCAAAAAUGUCCAUUUUGCAAGAUCAAAUUCUCUUGCUCAGAGUAUGCCUCUCAUAUGAGAAUGCAUGCACACAACCAGGACUUUGAGGACAACAGAUCUGAAAGACGCAGCAGAGGGAACCACCAGGAAAAGAGUCAGGGGCGUCAGAGAAACGUUUCGCCUGAAAAGAAAGAGAAGAAAGUGUGCCAGUACUGUGGUAAAACAUUCCCGUUUCAGUCUGCCCUCAUCAGACAUGUGCGUGUCCACACUGGAGAGAAGCCUUAUAAAUGUGAUAUAUGUGGCAAAGCUUUCGGUCAAGCUUAUUUCCUCCGAGUUCAUGAGCUGACACACUGGUCUGUGAAGCGUUACAACUGUACCCGCUGUGAGAAAUCAUUCACUCAUUACAGCAAUGCAAAAAAUCAUACCUGCAAACCCUCGGCAAGCAGUGACGAAUUACAACCCAACCGACGUGUAAAGCCUUCACUAACCUACACGUGCCACAUCUGCAAGAAUAUUUUUGCCCAUCUGCAGGAGUUCAACAGCCAUAUGAGAGAACACACCGGCGCAAAGCUCUAUCGCUGCUUGUAUUGUGACAAGCUGUUUGGUGUGCUGUCUGGAUUUAAUGCCCACCGCAGUCAGUGCAGAGGAGAGAAGAAUCACAGCUCCAGCUUUGAGAUAAAAGCAGAAGAAACAAUGUCAUUAAUUCAGUACACUGUGCCUGCUCUUAGGUGUGCAUCAGGACACAAUUCAGCUUCUCUCCCAGCUGGAAAUUGUGAAACACUCAAAAAAUCACACGCCAGCCCCAAGAAACGCCUUGCUAAAGUAAAACAAUGUUUCCAGUCGACAGUCGUACCGGCUCAUCAUAUCUCACACUUUGUCUCAAAGUUAAAUAGCCUUGAUAACGGCUCAGACCCCAGGAAAUAUUUUUGUCCAAGCUGCGGGCGGCUGUUCAGACACAUGGGCCGACUCCGAGCCCACAUGCUUACCCACGGCCCUGGUCAAAGUUAUACCUGCUCCUGCUGCGGAAAGACUCUAGAGAACUGGAACAAACUUUGGCGUCAUCAAAGAAUCCACCGACAGAGAAGUGGUCGCUUUACUUGUCCCCAGUGCGGUCAAGGUUUUCGGUUUGUGGGAACAUACAAAAAACACAUGAAGGAGCACGCAGAGGUGCAGUGGGUUCAGUUCAGGCACAAAAAAGGGUUUCGGCCUCAUCAAUGUGAUGAGUGCAGGUGCAGCUUUAAGACUAUAGAUUUGCUGUUCAGUCACCAGCUUUGCCAUUCCUCAAUGCACAAGGACUCUGAUUUUGAUCUACUCAUAGAUGAUAGCACUACACAAUCCACCAAGAGCAACCACGAAGCUACAUUUAGUUCAGAUCCUGAGGUGAACAACUGUCUUCCUUGCCCCGUAUUCCAAUGUUCAGUAACUCAAGAGUUUCCUCUCGCGCCAAUGAGUUCUUCGAUCCAAAGUAAGCAUCUGGAUUUGGGUAAGAAUACCAAGCAACCGAGCAGCACACAUUAUAUCCAAGACAGAGAAACCAGCUGUGACAGAAAAGAUGAAAAUGCACUUCGAAAACCUAUUACUACUUUGAGAACUGGGAAAAGACAUGUGAGCCAAAAUGCCAGCACAUCACAUGAAGGCUCUGUAGAUGGUAUUAAGUGUGCUGUGUGCGGUAAUGCAUAUCCUGCCAUUUCAGACCUCUAUCACCAUUAUUUGCAGCAUGCUAGAGGCCAGCUGUAAUAACUUAAACAGAGACACAACGCACAUUGUAUGUGUUUAUCAUUUUUUUUAAUACAUUCUCUAACAGGGGCUUCUUUUGUCCUAGAUUAGAAAAGGUUGUCAUUUACCCACAUGGUAAUGUUAUGGGAAAUGUAAUGCAGCAAAAAGGAAGAUUACUCAUGUUUUCAACCCGUUUACAGAUUCUGAAAUAUACUGAAUGUACAAAAUAUUAGGGACCCUUUUUGUUUUGUUUAGAUCAUUAAGACAUUUGAGGAAGAAGUUAUGAGCCUACUUUAGUUCAUAUAGUUUCCUUUCUGUCCAAAAGUAACGCAAUACAGAUAGAAAGAACAUUUCAAAAGGGUUUAUUACAAAUCAUGCCUUUUCUUGACUCUUGCAAAGGAAAUCAAAAAAUGUUCAGAGACAUUAAUGUAUAUUUGCUUUGUUCUGUUCUCCAACAGGGACUCCUCUUCGCAUUAUGUUUUAACAUUGAAGGUGAAUAUAUCCGUUUAACUUGUGCGCACAUUUUUCCUUAUCAAAUUGUCGUUAGCGUUUUCUCUAUUAUGCUCAAUGUAAAAAAAAUCUACUUAAAAACACACAUUUGACACCUGAAAAAAAAGGCAACAGGAAUUGUUGUUAAACAUCCAUAUUUGUUUCACUGCCUGCUUGAUUUUUGUAUAAUCAUAAAAAAACUGUUUCAAAUGUGUUUCAAAGAUACUCUGUGAAUAUGGUUGUAUGCUAUAGUUUGUCUUAAAACCAA
Messenger RNA from Eleginops maclovinus (Patagonian blennie), 4559 nucleotides. Its product is annotated as zinc finger protein 624. The transcript is spliced from 3 exons. Gene Ontology annotation, molecular function: RNA polymerase II cis-regulatory region sequence-specific DNA binding; DNA-binding transcription factor activity, RNA polymerase II-specific. NCBI's taxonomy places the organism in Eukaryota, Metazoa, Chordata, Actinopteri, Perciformes, Eleginopidae. Bases 452 to 3823 code for a protein of 1123 amino acids. The record is from RefSeq and is a predicted model, not a curated record. Gene Ontology annotation, biological process: regulation of transcription by RNA polymerase II.